Messenger RNA from Fragaria vesca subsp. vesca, 684 nucleotides. Its product is annotated as ATP-dependent Clp protease proteolytic subunit-like. Lineage: Eukaryota; Viridiplantae; Streptophyta; Magnoliopsida; Rosales; Rosaceae. The transcript has a single exon. The record is from RefSeq and is a predicted model, not a curated record. The annotation marks the transcript as partial.
UUCCUUUUUUUCAUUAUUUUUGUUGAACCGUAUGCAUCAAAAGGUGCAUGUACGGUUUCUAAGGGAUACCAUUUUAUCCCAACCAACCGACUUUAUCGAGAAAGAUUGCUUUUUUUAGGCCAAGGGGUUGAUAACGAGAUCUCGAAUCAACUUAUUGGUCUUAUGGUAUAUCUCAGCAUAGAGGAUGAGACCAAAGAUCUGUAUUUGUUUAUAAACUCUCCUGGCGGGUGGGUAAUACCCGGAGUAGCUAUUUAUGAUACUAUGCAAUUUGUGCGACCCGAUAUACAGACAGUAUGCAUGGGAUUAGCCGCUUCGAUGGGAUCUUUUAUUCUUGUCGGAGGGGAAAUUACCAAACGUCUAGCAUUCCCUCACGCUCGGCGCCAAUGAGUUUUUUAUUGAUUUGAGAGAAAAAAGACAACUAUGCCUUCGCUCUAUAUGAAAUAUAGAAUAUUAAGUAAUAAUAGCAUGGCACUUCGAAUUCGAUAUGAGAAAUGUUUUUUAAACCCUUAGAUUACGUAUCGAAAGAGUAGUAUGAGAUAAAAAGGCAUUUUCAAUUUUAGUCAAUCUAUCGGGAGGCCUAUUUCAGCGUCACUAAACUUUUUUGUUUUCACACCAGGGGGCUAACAAUAUUUAGGUUAUGAAAGAAUAUGAAAAUAAAUCUUGUUUUUUUAUUUGAAAAAAAAA